This is a messenger RNA of Nothobranchius furzeri (turquoise killifish), 9538 nucleotides long. The record is from RefSeq and is a predicted model, not a curated record. Lineage: Eukaryota; Metazoa; Chordata; Actinopteri; Cyprinodontiformes; Nothobranchiidae.
UCAGCCUCCAGCCUCUCCAUCCUUUGCUCCCGGUGUCUCCCGCUCAUCUACCGCGUAGCGACGUAGGCCUAUAUAAUUUACAUAUUUUUUUAUGUUCGGAGUGGAUGCUCGCAGGCUGAAAACCCACCCCCGCGUUUCUCUCCGGUGAAUUUCCUCCGGAAGACAACCGUCCGUUGAUUCGGUCCCUCCCUCCGCUCUCAGUCCGUGAGACGUGCCGCCUGGUCGGGGUGAUUAAGCAGGUGUAAGUUGUCAGCUCGUGCUGAUAUUAUCUAUUACACGCUCGCGCUCACACGCAGGUCCAGAUUUUUGGCCGUUUGGCGCAUCACAAGGUCACGGUGAUGGUGACGGCCGCACAUGCAGGCUGCAGGCAAUUUGCUCAUGGGCACUCGGGCUCCCAGUGCCCCCCUCCCCCCUGCUUGAUAAAUAGGAGGAAGUGACAACACUAGGGCGGUGAGUGGAACAAAACAUGGAAUUAAGUAACAACCAAGGGGGACCAAACAGAUCAAAGAUCUGUUGAAGACAUGAGCGCUCGCCGAUGGAGUCGUCUCUGAACGCAGUAGAGCUCCAUGAGCUGAGAGGAGGUAGGAGAGGCCUGUCCCCGACGCCGGCCUCGGCACCCUGGACCGGCCGAGGCUUCGAGAAUCCCUCCUACCAGCAGGACGUGGAGCUGGACCACCAGCAGGAAGAGCAGCAGAGAUCGGCCGUGUCACCCAACUGUCAGCCCUCAACGUCAAACAACAGCAAACAACCUGUUUCUCCUCAGUCUUAUGAUGAGGAGGGAGGAGGAGCAGGGGGAGGGGCAGGGCAGGAGGACGGCCAGGACUUUACAACAUUCAGCCCGGCUGACGACCACUCUGCGGACUACGGCUUCAUCCUGGCGCUGGUGUUCCUUGUGAGUGGGAUCGUUCUGGUGGUCAUCGCCUACACCAUCCCCAGGGAGGCUAAAGUGGACCCGGACUCUGUGUCUGCACGUCAGAUGGAGAAGCUGGAGAUGUACUAUGCUCAGCUGGGCUCCCACCUGGAUAAGUGCAUCAUCGCCGGGCUGGGUCUGCUGACCUUGGGAGGAAUGUUCCUGUCUGUGCUGCUCAUGGUGUCCAUCUGCCAGAGCGAGAUGUACCGGCGCAGGGCAGCAUUCGUUCGACCCAAGAGGACUUAUGGCUCCAUCAACUUGAGGUUGAAGCAACUGGCCACCGGGGAAGCUGGAGGAGGUGACGGUGGAGAUGGAGGUGAAGAGUUUUUGGUAGAACGUGCUGAGAUGCACAAUAACACACAUCCAGAGUCAAGCCACGACUCCAAAUCAGAACCAGGACCAAGCAGACAACUUCCUGCUGCUUCUACUUCAGCUGCUACUUGUGGAGUUUAACUCUACAACAACUCCUUCUGCAGAUGUGCUACUACCUUCAGUGAGCGCCCAGUUGGAUUAUGGGAGUCCACAGGUGCAGGUCCUCUGUGUGUGCCAACAGCAGAGGCACACCGUAAGCACUCAGCUGUCAAAUGGAGCGAUCCAGCUUCAUCCUAGUUGUGAUGAACUCGAUCCAAGCUUAAGGGAAAUUUAUUCUAACCAAUCAUGAUGGAUGUUUGACCUUAAAACAGAGGGCUUGAGCUAAGAGAAGAAGAGAGAGGUAAGCCUUUGGUGAUGAGGAUAAGAGCACAUAAAUGCAUAUUGAUGUUUGAAUCAUUAGCUCCUGAUAAUUUUGUCACAAAAAAGCACAUAAUUAAAAAAAAACAGCACUGCUGAAAGUUGAUGCUCAGAAGAUGCUCAACCUCAGAAGCAUCUGAAACAUCGAUCACAAGGUUCAUCCUAAUGCACACAUUUAACUGUGAAUAACCACCAAUCUACAACCCUUAGACAGGAAAUACAGCGUAAUUAUUCAACUAAGCUUUUUGGAAUGAAUGUGGCUCGAUUUCAUGUAAGUAAACAGCAGCAACUUUGUUUUAAGGCAGCAUUUAUGGCAACAAAAGAGAAUUAGUAAACAAGAAAUAACCUAAAAUGCUCUGAAACCUUAAUGGAACAAACUAAACCAGUUUGGAUCUGCAUUGAGCAACAUUUGUGACUCAGUUUUAGCUAAUUCUGUGGCUUCUUAAAUCCUGUAAAGUUUAGUUUCACUCAGAGGCCUUAAUGUAAUAUUUUAUUUGAUUAAGAUUUAAGUUGAAAUGUUUAAUUUAUACUGGCUUUUUUAUUAUUAUCUCUCUUUUAACUUCACUAUAUUUUUGCUUUUUGUCGUGAAGAGACUAAUGAGAGCUUUUCUCUGCAGGAGCAACACGUUUUUCCCAGAUGAUUAGCAUGGGUUAGUGGUGAGGGUUAGCAUGUUUCAGUUAAUUAUCAGUCAGAUGUAAAUUAUUAGCACAAACAUCACAAAUACAUUUUAAAUGCUAAAAGCUGCGAUUCAGAGCCAAACAACUGAAUUUCUAGCUUUUUUAUAAUGAAUUAAAAACAUUUCUUUUGGUUUCCUGUUUUUUAGCAGACAAUGUUGCUCAAAAAUGAUUGAUCUUUAAUUGUUGCUUAAUGCAGUUUUACAUUAGGCCAGUUCCAGUAAAAUAAAAGUAAACUCAAACAUUUAAUCUAUGUGGCGUCUAAAUCCUGACAACGUGGUAUUUACAGAGAUGUGUGAUUGAAGAGUACCGCAAUCUGAGAAAUUUGUCCCAAAAAGUCAUGUUUUUCUCUUUUCUUGCCAUUUUUCUUUGCUAGUAGUUCAGAGCCUUAACUAAACUGAUUUUAAUGCAAUUAAUGUUGCUGUUUUUUAAUAAAAACCAUCACAGAAUGACUGGAAGUAAACAUUCUCCAUGAGCCACAUCUUCCUCUUGGAGUCCAGGACCUUGGAAAAUGUCCUGAGUGGAGAUGUUGUAAUCAGUGGUGGAGGAAAUAUUUACACACAUAAUUAUUAAGAAGUCAAGUAAAUAAAUAUGAGAACAAGCAAAAUAGUUUUUUUAAUAAUUUAGUUAAUGCAUUUAUGUGUUUAUAAGAUUCUUAUUACACUCUUGUAGGUUGAUUUGGACAAAAGUUUCUUUGUUGUGAAAAUCAUGAAGAAAUAUUAAUGUCUACAGUUUUUUAAUCUCUGCAAAUUUCAAUAUAGUUUGGAUUAUUCUCACAUCCUUAUGGUGUUUUUUCUUUAGCAACCAAUUGUGCAAACUGUCCAUCAAUAACAAAAGCAACAAAUUCUCAUGUUUGAGAAGCAUUUGGUCUAAAAUAUUAGUCAUUUCAACUUUAUUGUUUAAAAAUAAAUAACAUACCUCAGAUGUCAGAUGAAUGUUGUGCAAGAAGCACUUUCCUUUGAAUUGAGCUGAAAUUCAACAGGCAGCACAACAUAGUGUCAGUCAAAAGUGAAUUUAAAUGCAGCAUUUUAGUGAAUGUAAAGAAAUCCCACCACUGAUUAUAAAAUAGAUGUUUGACAAAGAGCUAAAUAAGAUGACACCUUAAGGUGAUUUUUGGGUGCUUUGAUGUCCAAACAAGGUUUAUUUGGACUGAGAGCUGCAUUUGAAUGGAACAACCCUUAAAUAACUCACCGCCUGCGUCUCUGUUUUCUAUAUAAACUAAUGUUAUUUAUGUGAUAAUAUGCUUUAAUGAGUAAUCACACUGUAUAUUGUGUAUACACUAAUAAUAUUAUGCCCAAAUAUUCCAGUCUGUAUAUUGAGACAGUUAGCCGAGGGCCAUGUAGCCACACACACACACACACACACACACACACACACACACACACACACACACACACACACACACACACACACACACACACACACACACUCACACUCACACACAAACUAAUCAGUUCGCAGCUUGGUAACUGUGCACCUAUUUUUAAGUCCAACAUGCAGCGAUACACUCACUAAUCUGAAGUAUUUAUGACACAAACAUGGUUUUAACUAAAAGGUACAGACAUGGGUGAGCAACAGGCUCAGAAACCAAAAACUACACAGGGAUGCAAAACUGGACAAACCUCGUCUCAGCUGUGUAGCAACUGAACCGACACCAAAACCGGAUCAAACAAACCGCUGUGAGAGGCAGAAGAGCAAAAAGUGAAUGUUUUAAAAAAAGCAAAUAAAACUCAAAGGAGGACAAGAGUUUGUUGAUAUUUGCUCUUAAAGAUUCUCCAAACAUUUAAAAAUUUCUUAAUCAAAUCUAACUUCUAAAAUAAUAAAUUUUUGUGUACAAAUUAGGAAGUUUAACUUUUCCAGAACACGGCAUCUGAAUAAUCUUUGCUGUAUUUCGCAUAAAUUCUUUUAUUUUAAAGAUGUUAAAAACUCAUUUAAUCAGUACAUUUGCAGUGGUCUCUAGGAAUGAAGGCCUUGUAAGUCGUUCUCUGGGGGAAAGGCACUCGUGCAUCAUUUUCAGGACUUAGAAGUCAGCCACAUCACAGCUGAUCUUCAGACGGCAGGAUUUAAAGUCUUAUUUCCUGAUAUUUGGACAUCUCUCCUCUGAUUGGAUAACACCAACAUGACUCUGAUUGCUCUGCAACGUUGAUGUUUUAUCUCCACAAAUAACACAAGCCUGGAGGAGUUCUGUGUGGUGGAGUUGGUAAUGCUAAAAGUUAGCUUCUACUACCCGAGAUGCUCUCUGCUGUUUCCUGUAUGCUAAACCAACAACAGCCUUCCCCGUCGUGAGUCAGAUGGGUGAGUCCAUGAAUGUUAAGUGACAGUGUGAUGUAGAUCUGUCAGGAUUUUCUAAUCCUAGAGUUUCACCGUCUGUUUUCUAUCAGAAGCUAAUGCAGGAGAUACGUGUAGGAGACUAUUUUCAUUUUCAACCUGCAUGAAAAACUCAGAGUGACCCAUUAUAAUCAGAAAUAAUCAUUAACGCUGGUUUUUCAAUGUUCCACACCUUUAAAUCAAAGCCUACUGAAGACUGAGGGAUAAGCUGAAUCUACUGGGCGUUUAAUUCUCUCUGCUGCAGCAGGUUUGUCCAGACUCUUUUACUGUCAGAUUAAAUCCCUGCUACAGUUUGACUUUGCUGAAGUGUCACUGAGUAAGAAAAAUUCAGAUCUCUGGUUUAAAGGAGAAGAUGGCACCUGUAUGAGGAGGUUGUUAAAAAUUAUCGUCUUAUUGAUGGUCCUGACUCAACAUGUCCUAGAGUGAUCUAAAAGAAAGCAGAUCAUGCCUUUUGGGGCUUUUCUUAAAAUGAUCUUUUGAUAGAUGUUCACACAUACGUGGGAUUUAUUCCCCUUCAACAAGGUUGGGUUGAGGCAUUGAUUGAUGUGUGCAUUCAGCAGGAGGUCAAGAUUCAGGUAGUCGUGUCAGCGAGGUCGAGCAGAAGGACAAAGACAACGGAACUGGUGCAGAAGCUUUCUUUUGUCUUUGGGUGAGGCAGCAGGGCUGCUGGAUGACGUGAGGUGAUUCCUGAUUCACAGCUACGAGGCGCGGCGCCUCCAGACGACUCAUUUUAAUGACACACUCGGAUCGCGGUGCUCACCUCUCAGACAGAAUAACCAGACUGACACGACUCCGUUUAAGGUUUUAACAAGCGUGAAGAAGCUGCCUGCUGCUGCAGCAGCCUGCAGGUCGUCAUCAGUGACAGCAGGAACACAGCAGCUGAGAAGCCAAACAGCAAGGAAGGACGGUUUGGUGCUCAGACCUGGAAAAAAGGGGUCUUUUAGUUGAUGGAUAGAUGCAGUCAGACUGAGGGAGAAUUCUAAAGCUUCGUUUAGAGAGUCAGUGUUGAAAUCACCGACUUUAACUGCCAAUUACAGAAAUCAUCUCCAUCUCUACAUAAAUCCUCCAUAGUGUUGUUUUUGUGUAGAAAAACUGAGAUUAUGACAUAAUUAUCAGCCUAGUGUGCAGUCAUAAAUCUGUAACAAUGGAGGACCUUUCACUAAAAGUUUUGUGUCAUAAAGAGGUUUAGAAAAUGUGAGUUUAGAUGGUCAAGGUAAAGAAUUCCUUUUUUAAAGAUGAAUCUAUGUUCUCACUGCUUGCUUAUUAAUACAUUCAGUACUAGUUUAGUUCCUGUAAAAAUGCAAAGAAGUAGUUUGAGUUUAUAGUUUAAAUGCUUUCUGCUCCAUUUCUGAAGAGAGAAAAUGUGCUACUGAACACAAAAGCAGAUAUUUACAAUAACUUAGAGAAGAAGGCAGAACGAGGACGAUGCAGCAUGGUUACAUAAGAGCAAAACUGAGUUUGAAUGAGAAAAAACAAACAAGAGCACCUUGUUCAAAGACAGAAGAGUAAAUAAUCUUCUUUCUGUCUGCAGCACGGUGACUCUGUUACCACUGAGAGAGACUAUUUAUAUCAAGAACUUCUCAGAUGUCACAGAAAGUCCUUGUGGGGACAGAAGAGAGAGACGAUGCUUCAAAGUCUCCUCAAACCUUUGGUCUCUGAGCCUCUAAGGGAGUAAAUGGAUCUCUGUUAUGAUGAGAUUAAAAUGUUAGGGGUUUAAUAAAGAUGCCCUGAAUUUAAUCUAGUCGACCUGUUUAUGUCUCGGCCAUCAUUGUGAUCAUCUAUUAGUUUAAUCAGUUGGUUUAAAAAUAAACAAAUCUCAACACGAGGAUGAAAGUGUCUCUUUGAGACUUCUUAUGAAAUAACAUCACAAAUUAAAUAAACCUUAACACUCACUGGCCACUUUAAUAGGUACACCUUCCUAGUGCAGGGUUAGACAUAGAUCAACCAAGGUUCUGGAAGCCUUCCUCUGAGGUUCUGGUCCAUUCUGGUAUGACAGCAUCAGCUCCAUCCAUGAUUACAAGCUCCCAUUCCACCAAAUCCCAGAGAUUCUGGGCUGGACUGAGAUCUGGUGACUGUGGAAGCCGUUGCUGUCCAGUGAACUCAUAGUCAUGUUCUAGAAGCCAUUUAGAGAUUAUCUGAGCUUUGUGACAUAGUGCAUGAUCCUGCUGGAAGUAGCCAUCGCAAGAUGGGCCAUGUGGUCAUAAAGAGAUCAACAUGGUCAGAAACAAUACCCAGGUAGGCUGUGGUGUUGAAACCAGGCUCAGGUGGUACUGAGGGGUUCAAAGUGGGAUGAAAAUAAUACCAUUGCAACAGCAGAAACCUGAUGUGUUGAUACAAGGCAGGAAGGAUCCAUGCUUUCUUGUUGGUGACACCUAAUUCUGACUGACAGCUGAAAUCCAGUCUCAUCAGACCAGGAAAGAAUUUUCCAGUCUCUUCUGGUCCCGUUCUGGUGAUCCUGUGUGAAUUAUAACCUCAGUUUCCUGUUCUUAGCUGAUAGAAGAGACACCUGUGUGGUCUUCUGCCCGAGUCCAUCUAGAGCAGCUGGUGUGGUUCUGCAGACCUUGGUAGGAACCAGUGGUUAUUUGAGCUGCUGUCAUUCUGUCAUCUAGUCUGACCGUUCUCUAUAAACCCUAGAAAUGGUUGUUAGUUAGAUUCCCAGUAGAUUAGCAGACUGGUAACAACAAUCAUACCAUGUUCAAAGUGACUCCAGUCAUAUCUAUUCCUCAUUCUGAUGCUCGAUUGGACCUUCAGCAGGCCGUCUAGAUGACUAAAAGCUGCCAUCUGAUUGGCUGAUUAGAGAUUAAUAAAUUAUCAAAAAGUUGUACCUAAUAAAGUGGCAAGCAAGUGUUUGCUUUUUGGUGAAUUAGCACUUUUAAAGUUAUGUUGAACAUAAACAAAUAUAACAUUUUGUUUGUUUUAGAUUUAAAAAAUCAUGCUACAAAUGAGAUCUAAGAAAAUAAUGUUUUACAGUGAUUUAACUAAUUCAAUUACCUUCAAGUUUCAAAACUUGUAUUGAAAUAUUAAAUUGUUUCAGAUUUUCUGUUUGAAAGUGUUCAUAUUUAAAUUUUUACGGUUGAAAUAUCUGAUAAAAAUGUUCUUUCAGUAAUUAGAACAGCUGCAGAUUAGUUGCAGUUUCUGCAGCUGCUGCUGCAGAUUAAAUUUUUUUUCCGCUGCAGAAACCACUUCCACUGAGGUCAAAGGUGAACCAAACCACAGCUGCUUUGGAUUCAGUGUGACGCUCAAGGACACUUCAGCAGGCCGUGGCUUUCUGACCCUGAAUUUGGUUUCAUUAUUCUUUACCCUUCCCGCUGUGUCAGAGAAAUCAAUUUAAGGUCACAUGGCAACAAGGAAACAAAUAAUUUACAGCUGGGUUCACACAAGGAGCUUCUGGAUGUUUUCUUUCACGUACCGGACCCAAACCUGCAGUCGUAGCACGCAGCGGUUACAUUUUCCUCAGAGACUCUAUGAAUGUAUGGAUGGAUGUGUUGCAGUAGGGAGCAUCACAGCGUGGUCACACACACCAUCACAGUACAUCUGUCACAUGAUGCCAGUGCAGUCACCAUGGAAACGCUUGUGUACACCUAAAGUCUUGUCUUUUUCUGUCCAUGAAGGGUUUAUGUAAAUUAAUUGAGAUGAGAAUUUUCACCAAGAUGGGGUGGUUUAUUUUAAACACAUUCAGACAUGAAAAUCUGCUUGUUUAAAAGUAAAAACCUUUGAUUUUUCUUUGAAUUUCUUCUAAAAAUGCUUCAGACUCAGUGGCUAAAGGUUUUCAGCCUUCAAAAUAAAAGCAUCAGUACAUCAACAGGUGCCCUGAGAUAUCCUGUUUCAUCACUGGAGGAAUUAACAGGUUUAACAUAAAAAUAUCAAACGUCAUUUAAAUGAAAUCUCUACAAACUGUAUAACAUAUUAGUCAGCCUUUCUACAUAAUCACGUGUCUGUUUAAUAAAACAUGUUUUGUUCUUGCAGUCACUUCAUGAUGUUAAAAAUAUAUUUAGGAAAAAAUACGACACAAACAUUUUUAGUCAAAUAAUUAAUAAGAUGAUAAAAUAAAAUGUCUACUAUUUAUUUCUAAUUAUUAGUAUUUAAACAAGGAUUUACUCUCUAGAAAACUAUUUACAAAUCAUAUUUCAUUUUUCUGUUGAGGAUAUGUAACUAAGAAAAAGAUCUUAUAUCAGUUUCAGAGCUAAUUGUAUAAUCAUAUUUAAAAUGUUUGUCUUUUGUUUUAAAGAGACCAACAUUGUUUUAUUUUUUAUUAUUUAACAGUAAAGGUCAGAGGUUAUAUCUUCAAAUGUUCUUAUUUUUAAUCACUUGCCAAACUGAUUCAUAUUUAUUUAAAUCACUACAGGAAGAGAGAAAUGCAAAAACCUGUUGCUGGGCAUUUAUGUUGUUCGUUUUCUGGAAAUUCUACAAAGUUUAAUCAUGUUUCUUUACAGAACUGAGGUGUAAACUCUUUUUCUGAUUCAUACAAGAAUUCCCUCAAUAUUUAAGAUAUUUCAUCACUUCUGCAACUCAUCUUAAAUGUUGGAGGAACAUUUAUUAAAGCUGUUUUUCUAAACAGCAUUAUUGGUUUAAUUACAGAUGUUAACACUGAAUAAAUGUCGGUCAGCUGUAAAGAAAAGCACAGUGAGAUGUUUUAUUGAAAAACGCUUGUAACAUGAAACAACUUUACAUUAUUUUUUAAAUCAACAAGUUGUGCUGAUUAUUUAAACCCACAUAUAAAAGAUGCUGCUGUGUUGGUUUUCAGGACUGAAUCUGCAUGUAAUCCGUGUGACGUUAUGAAGGUCUGAUGCCUUGUUGUUGUACAAAUUGAUGAGCUGUACUCUGUGUAGCCAUGAUGCUGAUUUUUACAUGCGAUUCUGUUUAUGUGAUCAAUAAAGUUUCUGUUUUGCUGUUUUUA